AUGGGAAAAGAGCAGUAUCGGUCCGUGAUUCGAUUCUUGUUUUUGGAAGGGAAAUCGUGCAGCGAAAUCAAAGAGUGCUUGAAUGCUGUGUACGGUGACUCUUCUCCUUCAAUGGCGACCGUCAAAAAUUGGUUUAACGAGUUUCAACGUGGUCGCACGUCAGUUUUUGAUGAGCCACACCCAGGUGCCCCAAAAAUGGCUACCACGGAGGAUAACAUGACAAAAGUUCACGAUCUCGUAUUGGCAGACUGCCGAUUGAAGGUGCGCGUGAUAGCUGAAACAGUAGGCAUCUCAAAAAAUUGCAUGGGUCAUAUCCUGCAUGAAAUAUUGGGCAUCAGAAAGCUGUCGGAUCGAUGGGUGCUACAUUUGCUCACUCCGGACAACAAACGCAUCCGUGAGACCACUUCAGAGCAGUGUUUGACACUGUUUAAGCGCAAUCCGAAGCAGUUUCUGCGUCGUUUCAUGACCGUUGACGAAACAUGGAUUCACUGGUACACACCAGAGACCAAAGGAACAGUCGAAACAGUGGUUCCAAGCUUUUGCAUAAAGACUGACACUUCUGUAUAA
Molecule: messenger RNA, 567 nt
Organism: Stegodyphus dumicola
Lineage: Eukaryota; Metazoa; Arthropoda; Arachnida; Araneae; Eresidae
Source: RefSeq, a predicted model, not a curated record